AUGCGGCGGCCUGAGUGUUAUGGACGCGAGGACGCAGCUACAAGAAUACCCAAUCCUAUGUACGCCUCCAAUGCAGGCACCACACCCAUGUGGCAGCCUCAGUCACUGCGAUCACUUGCGGACGCCGCUGCCAAAAUACCCAACCCUAUGUACGCCUCACAUGAAGGCGCCACACGUAUGCGGCAGCCCCUGCCGUCUUGGCGAUCACUUGCGAACGCCGAUGUGAAAAUGCUCAACCCUAUGUACGCUUCUAGUUCAGCCAACCCACCCAUGGACCAACCCAAGACCGAUUACCAGGCACGUGCAAACGACGAUGAAAACACGCCCGACGCCACGUACGCCAACAUACCAGACGACCCACCCAUGGACCAACCCCAGACCGAUUACCAUGCUAACGUCGAUGAAAACAUGCCCGACGCCACGCCCGCCUCUGUACCAGACGACCCACCCAUGGACCAACCCCAGACCGAUUACCAGGCACGUGCGAACGACGAUGAAAACAAACCCGACGGCACUCACGCCUCCAUACAAGAUGACAUCCGCCAACUGUCAACCGCUGUUGACGCCUUCACACGUGACCAAGACGACAUGUCCGCCACUGUUGACGCCUUGAAGCGUGGUCUGGACAACGAGCGAAACCGAACCAUCGCCUUGGAGCAGCGUCUUCACCAGAUUGAGAAGACUUUAACAUCUUGUCCUGAAGGUUACACAAUCUGGCGUUAUAUCUGCUACAAGGCCUUCUACACACUCAAGAACUUCGACGAUGCAGCCGCGACUUGUCGUGUAGACGGCGGCACCCUCGCCAUGCCCCGAGACGCUGACACCAACACCUUCCUGGCCUCCCUGGAGAAGUCCAAGACUCACGGUUUCUGGAUCGGCCUGCACGAUCGGCGCGAAGAGGGAAAGUUUGAGUGGGUGGACGGUUCAGCACUUGGGUCGUACAGCUCCUGGGCUCCGGGAGAACCGAACGACCAUAAUGAGGACGAAGAUUGCGCUGCAACCUGGGAGGACCAAGUGUGGAACGACGCACAUUGCUCCGGGUUACAGAUGAACUUCAUAUGCCAGACUGCUCCAGGAUGUCCAUAG
Molecule: messenger RNA, 1086 nt
Organism: Branchiostoma belcheri (Belcher's lancelet)
Lineage: Eukaryota; Metazoa; Chordata; Leptocardii; Amphioxiformes; Branchiostomatidae
Product: low affinity immunoglobulin epsilon Fc receptor-like
Exons: 9
Coding region: 1-1086 (361 amino acids)
Source: RefSeq, a predicted model, not a curated record